AUGCGCUAUGGAAGCUUUGCAGCCAGCAUGACCGGGAAUGUCAUCUUUGCUGGCAGGGAGCUGGCCAAGUGCUCCUGGUCAGAUGUACUUUUCUAUCUGUGCGUCAUGGCCUCCUGGGCCACGGGUUCCGCUAUGUAUACUGAGAUUCAGAGGAUCUGCCCACGCAGGGGUGGAUCAUGGACUGCCGUCGUGGUGGCAGUGAUCUCCACCGCGGUAGAUGUUGCGUACAAUCUGAGUGACCGCGGCCACUCGCCUCGCUGGUGGAUUCUUGGGCUCAUCCCAAUCUUCGGCGUAGCGGAGGCCUUCGCGCUGCAGAACCUGAGUCUUCCAACGACCGGUGUGGCCAAGCACCUUUUCAAUGUCUCAAGGCUUUACGAGCUGCUGCGCAAGGAGACUGUGGUCACUCUGCGCGAGGAUGUCAUGCUCAGUGCCAUCGUGUUAAGUGGUAUGAUUUGUGGUGCAGUGCUGGGGGAGCGUUUGGUGGCGACUUUUGGGCUGGAAGUGCGAUGGUGCUUCAUGCCAGUAGCACCGCUUGUGGCCGUCGCAAUCUGCGUACACGAAUGGCUCCAGGCAGAUUCGAUUUCUAAUGAGAGCGACGAUAGCGAGGAAAGCUCUUGA
This is a messenger RNA of Symbiodinium natans, 618 nucleotides long. Lineage: Eukaryota; Dinophyceae; Suessiales; Symbiodiniaceae. The record is from the annotation of a GenBank genome assembly.